Molecule: messenger RNA, 1106 nt
Organism: Aspergillus caelatus
Lineage: Eukaryota; Fungi; Ascomycota; Eurotiomycetes; Eurotiales; Aspergillaceae
Product: cytochrome P450
Exons: 1
Molecular function (GO): iron ion binding; oxidoreductase activity, acting on paired donors, with incorporation or reduction of molecular oxygen, reduced flavin or flavoprotein as one donor, and incorporation of one atom of oxygen; heme binding
Source: RefSeq, a predicted model, not a curated record
AUGAUCUUGAAUUCUUCUCACUACCCAGUCGCCCUGCUUGCAGGCGCUGUGGUAUUCCUUGUUUAUACUGUGACCGCCCUCCAGCGGAAAUAUACUCAAUACCGCAUAGCCCGCGCGAACAACUGUCAACCGGUACGUUGCCAAGUCAACAAAGACCCAUUCCUGGGACUCGACAACAUUCGCGACAACCUCGAUGCUGCCAAGAAGCACAUCCUCCUCGAGCGCUCGCGGUCUCGCUUCCGUCAGUUUGGAAACACCUUUCGCGCCAGACGUCUGCGGACCCCCAUCAUCGUCACGUGCGAACCCCAGAACAUCAAAACGAUCUUGUCCCUCAAAUUCAAAGACUUCGGACUCGGCAAUCGGAUCGACGCAUUCGGCCCUUUGCUCGGUCAUGGCAUCUUCACGACCGACGGCGACCACUGGGCGCAGUCGCGCGCUAUGAUCCGUCCGAACUUCGUCAAGGAUCAGGUCGCGCAUUUGGAUAUCUUCGAGGAGCUCAUGGCCGAUUUGCUGGCCUUGAUCCCGACCGACGGCACCACGGUCGAUCUGCAGGAGUUGUUCUUCUGUUACACGAUCGAUUCGGCGACGGAAUUCCUGUUCGGUCACAGCGUCCAGUCCCUCAAGAAACGGAUUUCGGGUGUGAAAUUGGACGACAACGAUUUCGCCAGUUCAUUCAAUUAUGCGCAGGACGCCAUUGCGAAAAAUACGCGUUUGGGCCCACUGAGGCACUUUUUCCGAGAUGCUAAGGCGGACCACUGCAAUCAGGUGUGCCACGAGUUGGUCGAACAGUUUGUGGAAAAGGCGUUGAAAUAUCGUGCCAAUUACGACGAGGAGAAGGCUGCGGCAGACGACGACGACGACAAGAAGAAGCAGAGGUAUCUGUUUUUGCAAGGGUUGGCGCACCAAACCGGUGAUCGUAAGCGGAUUCGGGAUGAGUUGAUGAAUGUGCUUCUCGCUGGUCGGGAUACUACGGCAUCGCUGCUGAGCAACAUGUUUUUCAUGCUGGCGAAAAACCCCCGCAUCUGGAACAAGCUGCGCGAGGAGGUCGCCUCGUUGGAAGGUCGCGCUCCGACUUAUGAACAACUACGCAAUCUCACCUAUCUCAA